Colletotrichum costaricense is the source of this 627-nucleotide messenger RNA. RefSeq names its product RNA recognition domain-containing protein. Gene Ontology annotation, molecular function: RNA binding. Bases 1 to 627 code for a protein of 208 amino acids. Lineage: Eukaryota; Fungi; Ascomycota; Sordariomycetes; Glomerellales; Glomerellaceae. The transcript has 3 exons. The record is from RefSeq and is a predicted model, not a curated record.
AUGAUGAGGCAGGUUUCCAAAGUCGAUGUUGAAGCUCUUGCGCAGAAACUCCACUUACUAUCAGAAAGAUUCACUCCAUUAUCACUUAGCCGCGCUCAUUCUCGAGGUAUUGCUACGCAGGUUCACGAACUCAACCAUCGCCAAACGAAUAAAAUCUGGGUCAAGAUGACGGACGCUGCGCGCUGGAAAUCGACCGUCUUCGUUGGUGGACUGGCCUCCAUAGUGACGGCCGCCAACGUUCACGAUGCAUUCAUCCCCUUUGGAGAAAUUGCCGAUGUGUCGCUACCGAAGAACGACAAGCCAAACUCAACAGAUCCUCACCGUGGCUUCGCUUAUGUUGAGUAUGAAGAUACGGAGGACGCGAAAGAAGCCAUCGACAACAUGGAUCAGUCAGAAUUCUUCGGGCGAGUCAUCAAGGUGUCAGCCGCUAAAGUUCCCAAGAGCGCAGACGAGGGCUUGGGCAGCAAGAAGGCUGUCUGGGAACAGGAGGGAUGGCUGGCAGAGCAUGCUGUUGGAGAGGAGGAUGGAUUGGCAACAGACCAGGGCACAGCACAGAUUGAGAUGCGUGGGGAUGACCCCAUGCAAGGUUUGGAGGGGCUCGAUGUCGCGGGACCACGACCAGAGUGA